UCUUCCAAUAUCCAUCGAUUCACAUGUUUCUUUUGCACUUUUCAGAUUCUUUUCUGGACAAAACUCCAUUUCUCUCUCUCUAAUUCCAUUUUCAUCAGGGUUUUUGCUUUCUGUUACAUAAAACCUUCCAACAGUUGCAACCUCCCUCAAUCCCUUCCUCUCUCUGAUGCUAUCUUAGAUUCAUCUUUGAUCUUCUUGAAUUCAUCACUCAAGAAGCUCAUAGAUUCUGGUUUUGUGUGCAUUAGAGAAGAAGGGGGUUUCUUGAAAUGGAAGCUGUCAUACAAACAAAAGGGCUUCUUUCCUUCCCGUCUAACCCCAAACCCAAAUCGUUCUUUAACCAACCACAAUCGGGUCUUAGACACCGAUUCAAUCUUCCAAAUUCUUUAAAACCCAAAUCAACAAAUGGGCUUUCUUUAAAUCUUGAUGGGUUUACGAAAUUUAGAAGUUUUACAACAAACCCUAGCCUAGUUUGUGGCCGGAAAACAAAAACUUUUCAUGUCUGCAAGGCAUCGGCUGCCGCCGCCGCCAACGCCGUCCCCGGCGGCGAUGGGUUGGAGUCAGCCAAGUUUAUGGGUGUUGAAGUUGUGACCCUCAAAAAGAUUGUUCCCUUAGGGUUAAUGUUUUUCUGUAUACUUUUUAAUUACACUAUUCUUAGGGAUACAAAAGAUGUUCUGGUUGUAACAGCUCAGGGUUCAAGUGCUGAAAUCAUUCCCUUUUUGAAAACUUGGGUUAAUUUGCCUAUGGCAAUUGGGUUUAUGUUGUUAUACACCAAAUUGUCGAAUGUGUUGUCGAAAAAGGCUCUUUUCUAUACUGUAAUUCUUCCAUUUAUUGCUUUCUUUGGGGCAUUUGGGUUUGUUUUCUAUCCUCUUAGCAAUCUGAUUCACCCAACAGCUCUUGCUGAUAGACUUCUUGAGUUUUUGGGUCCUCGGUUUCUUGGACCUCUGGCGAUUUUAAGGAUUUGGAGUUUCUGUUUGUUCUAUGUGAUGGCUGAGCUGUGGGGGAGUGUGGUGGUUUCGGUUCUGUUUUGGGGGUUCGCGAAUCAGAUAACAACCGUAGAUGAAGCCAAGAAAUUUUACCCUCUGUUUGGACUUGGAGCAAAUGUUGCUUUGAUCUUCUCCGGACGAACAGUGAAAUACUUCUCGAAUAUGAGAAAACACUUGGGUCCGGGAGUUGACGGAUGGGCCAUUUCAUUGAAAUAUAUGAUGAGCAUUGUCGUGCUUAUGGGGUUUGCUAUUUGCGGUCUUUAUUGGUGGGUGAAUACUUACGUUCCCCUUCCUACUCGUAGCAAGAAAAAGAAGGAAAAGCCAAACAUGACGACGAUGGAGAGUUUGAAGUUCUUGGUGUCUUCACCGUACAUUAGGGAUCUAGCGACAUUGGUGGUAGCAUACGGUAUUAGCAUUAAUCUUGUCGAGGUUACAUGGAAAUCUAAGCUCAAAGCCCAGUUUCCUAGUCCGAAUGAAUACUCUUCUUUCAUGGGCGAUUUCUCGACUGCAACUGGAAUAACAACGUUCACGAUGAUGUUGCUAAGCCAAUGGAUAUUCAACAAAUAUGGGUGGGGCGUUGCAGCCAAAAUCACACCCACGGUUCUGCUUCUAACCGGGAUCGGCUUCUUCUCUUUGAUUUUGUUCGGUGAUCCGCUUGGACCAGGUCUCAUGACGUUCGGGAUCACACCACUUUUAGCAGCGGUUUACGUGGGUGCAAUGCAAAAUAUAUUCAGCAAGAGUGCCAAAUACAGUCUCUUUGAUCCCUGCAAGGAAAUGGCCUAUAUUCCUUUGGACGAAGAUACCAAGGUUAAAGGCAAGGCGGCCAUCGAUGUGGUGUGCAACCCAUUGGGGAAAUCCGGGGGUGCGUUGAUCCAGCAAUUCAUGAUCUUAACGUUCGGUUCGCUUGCAAACUCGACACCGUAUCUUGGUGGGAUACUUCUUGUGAUCGUUCUUGCGUGGUUAGGGGCAGCAAGGUCAUUAGACAAGCAGUUUACGGCUUUGAGACGGGAGGAAGAGCUCGAGAAGGAGAUGGAGAGGGCUGCAGUCAAAAUUCCGGUGGUGUCUACGGACGGAGACGAUAACCGAUCUCUUGGCAGCUCGCCGGAAACAUCAUUUCCACGAAAUUCUUGAAGAAAAUAUCAUCUAUAUGUGCUGGUUUUAUAGGAUCUGAAUGAUCAGAGGCAUGGUGCUGAAUGUUGAUAGUCUUUGAUCUUUACUAGUUUGUUAGUUUUCUUCAUCUAAAUCUGUGUAGUAACAUCAUUUUGAUAUUUGAUAUUAGUUUGGUGGAAUCUGUUAUUAAAGCAUUUUUAA
Messenger RNA from Cynara cardunculus var. scolymus (artichoke), 2294 nucleotides. Its product is annotated as plastidic ATP/ADP-transporter. Bases 267 to 2114 code for a protein of 615 amino acids. The transcript is spliced from 5 exons. The record is from RefSeq and is a predicted model, not a curated record. Gene Ontology annotation, cellular component: membrane. Gene Ontology annotation, biological process: nucleotide transport. Gene Ontology annotation, molecular function: ATP:ADP antiporter activity. Lineage: Eukaryota; Viridiplantae; Streptophyta; Magnoliopsida; Asterales; Asteraceae.